GGCUCAGUUUUAAGAGGUCAUGGUCCAUCCUGGCGUUUCGGUGACUGAGCUCCUUCCGGUGCCUACCGUGGAAGACUCGGAGCUUUUGAAGCUCUUGCGGAGCGCCGGCUUGGAGGAAUGGUACUCCAAAUUUCUCUCUCUCGGCUGUGUGACCAUUGAAGAUCUUCGCCACAUGGAUGAGCGUCGCAUGGAUGAAAUGGGGCUACGUGCUGGGCACCGCAUCCGUUUGGAUGGUGUCUUGCCCACGCCGAAGACGACACCGCGACUGGCAGCGCAAGAGCUUGAGUCCCCACAGCCUCCACUGUGCCAAGAGGAGAACUGCAAGCAGAUGGCCAAAUUGACAUGUGGUGAAUGUAAAGGGCUAUUGUGCUCUACCCAUGCAAAGAGGAUCCAACAGAGACACAAGGACGGAGGGACCACCAUCAUAAGAGAGAUUCCUAGUUGUCCCGCAUGCUACACCAGAAGGAAGAAGACGGAUCAAUGCAAUACUAUGUUUCAAUGUGCUGCAGGUGUUUGUGUUGUCGUCCUUGGAGCUGGCAUCACAGUGAGCUUUGCAUAUCUAAUGAGGGUGGCUUCUGCUUAGCGGCUUAGUGCACAUGUUCACCAGAGGCGGGACCCCUGGGAUUACAGCGAGCUUUGCAGCUUUGCGUACAGAAUGAGGGCCGCUUUGACCUAUCACCAAGCAAGUAUUUAGGUGGCUUU
Messenger RNA from Durusdinium trenchii, 702 nucleotides. Lineage: Eukaryota; Dinophyceae; Suessiales; Symbiodiniaceae. The record is from the annotation of a GenBank genome assembly.